AUGGACUCGACUGUGGGUGACUACAUGAAGUGCCGUAAGUCAAACAAAAUAUGCGACAUGGUGCAGUGUGACACUUGCCAGUCAUGGGCGCAUUUCUCGUGUGUCGGAGUUACGGCAGCAAUCAAAGAUUCGGAUUGGAGCUGUGACAAGUGCAGCGACGAACUGCAAGUCCCAAAGCUAACAAAGAGGAGUUCAAGCAAGAAGGGGAGCUCGAAGUCCAAGAGUGAAAGAGGAUCGAUCCAACCCUCCAUCCCUGAGGGAACAGCAGGUCUGAACGAAGAACUGCGUAAGUUAGAAGCCGAACAACGUGCUAUGGAAAAAGCCUUAGAGGAGGAGAUGAUCAUUCGAGAAAAGCGUCUCGAUAUGGAGCGUGUCCUUCAAGAAAAACGUUGUCGAAAGGAGAAAGAAUUUCAUGAAAAGCAGAUGCAGCAAGAUAGAGAUCUAAAGGAGCGCCAAUUGAGGGAGGAACGGGAGAUGUUGGAAAGGCAAUUGAAAGAAGAAGCUAGAUUUGCUAGCGAACGUAAAAAGCUGCACGAGCAUUUUCAAGAUACGAAGAAAGCAAUUUCGAAGAGUAUUUCCGAAGAAACAGAAGGUGCUAUUGGAGGCGAGAAGCUAAAGAACGACAACGAAUUAUCAUUCGAUAAGAACGUCCAGUUCUGGCUGAAGCAGCGGAAUCAAGGUAGAAAUGGAGUGAAAUCCAAACUAUCCUGCUCGAUAGCGGAUAGUGAAGACUACGGUGAAAUCGAAGAGGAUGAUGCACCUGAGGAAAAAGCUCGCCAAGCCGUAUCGAAAAACCUACCUGUCUUCAAGGGUGAGGCAGAGAAGUGGCCAAUGUUCAUAAGUUGCUUUGAAUAUACCACUAAGGCCUGCGGUUUCUCUAACUUAGAUAAUCUGAAACGACUCCAAGAUUGUCUUCAAGGAGAUGCUCUCGAAGCUGUCCGGAGCCGGUUAGUCCUUCCGGAGUCGGUACCGGAUGUCAUCAACGACCUUCGUCGUAUAUUUGGCAGACCAGAGAAACUGCUGAAGACCCUUCUCACGAAAGUGCGGAAUGCACAAGCGCCAAGGGCCGAUCGCUUGGAAACCUUCAUGCAAUUUGGAAUAACAGUGAAGCAGUUGUGCGAUCACUUGGAGGCGGCUAAGCUAGCGGAUCACCUUAAUAACCCAAUGCUUGUCCAGGAAUUGGUGGAGAAACUACCGUCGAAUUACAAAAUGGACUGGGUCCGUUUCAAAAGGAGCAGGAUAGGAUCUCCUUUGAGAAUAUUCACCGAUUUUAUGAACGACAUCGUAGCAGAUGCAUCCGAAGUAUCAGAGUUCUCGACACUCUUUUUGAGUGACACCCGAGAAGCAUCGCACUUUCCACCCCCCUCGAAGGAAACCAAGCCCUGUCUUGUCUGUAGAAGGUCGGAUCACAAACUGCGCUUCUGCGACGAUUUUAAAAGGUUCAGUUUUGCGAACAGAUUAAAGGUCGUGGAGCAACACAAACUCUGUGCCCUGUGUUUGAACAACCACGGGAAAAGUCGUUGUACCUUCAGGAUUCGCUGCAAUAUCAAUGGAUGUCAAGGUGGCCAUCACCCUCUAUUGCAUCAUGCUGAGGGAUCCGUGCAGCUUAUGGACAUUGCGUGCAACGCGCACGGCGCACUGAACCGCGGAGUGAUCUUUUGGAUGGUGCCCGUAACUCUAUAUUUCGGGGACCAUGCACUGGAUAUUCUGGCAUUCUUGGAUGAAGGUUCGUCAUCCACUCUGGUUGAAGAUGCCGUAGCUAGAGAGUUGGAUGCCCGAGGGCUCGCGGAACCGCUGGUAGUAACAUGGACAGGCAAUGUGAAGAGAUUCGAAACUACGUCCAAAAGAGUCAACCUUAUGAUUUCAGCGCGUGAAUCGGAUGAAAAGUUGCCGUUGAAAGACGUUCGCACUGUUGCCGAACUAAAACUUCCAAAACAGACGAGCUACGAGAUUGAAGAGCCUAGAAUCAUCCUUGGACUGGAUAACCUAAAUGUGUUUGCUCCACUCGAAUCACGAGUUGGAUCACCUGGCGAGCCGAUCGGUGUGAAAUCCAAGCUAGGGUGGACGGUUUACGGCCCGCAACCGAGCGGAACCGUAGUAUCAGAAGUAAGAGUCAUCCUUCACUCGUUGGAACCAAUGACCAACCAGGAGCUACACGACGCCAUGCGUUCUCAGUUUUUGUUGGACGAUCCCUCGGUAGCCUCUGUGGCAGAAUCAAACGAAGAUGCGCGGGCUCGGAACAUAAUGCAGACCACAACAAUGCGAGUUGGAGACCGGUACGAAAACGGAUUACUGUGGCGACGAGAUGAGCAGAGAUUCCCAGAUAGCUACCCAAUGGCUAUCUCACGAUUGAAAGCGUUAGAGAGAAAGCUGGAGCGAGAUCCGGAGCUUGGUUCGAAGGUUCAUCAGUUAAUAGCUGAGUACCUGAUAAAAGGCUAUGCGCAUAAAGCUACCGUCGAUGAACUGGCAGAUAUGGCGAAGGGAAAUGUCUGGUAUAUUCCUCUGAACGUUGUUAUCAACCCUCAAAAACUAGCGAAGAUUCGUCUCGUGUGGGAUACGAGAGCACCUGUCAAUGGGAUAUCACUAAACUCGGAGCUCUUAACCGGCCCUGAUCAGCUGGUGCCUUUGCAGACCGUAAUCAGCAAGUUUCGGGAAAGACGCGUGGCGUUUGGCGGGGACAUCCAGGAGAUUUACCACCAGUUCCGUAUAAGAAGGGCAGGCAGAAAGUUCCAAAGCUUUCUCUUCAGACGAGAUCCGGGCAGCUCUCCUGAAACCUAUGUGAUGGACGUCGGAACAUUUGGGGCGAAGUGUUCUCCAUGCUCUGCCCAAUUUAUAAAAAACUUGAAUGCGGCGCAAUUCGAGCAACAAUUUCCGGAAGCAUCAGCAGCAAUAAUCAACAAACACUAUGUUGAUGAUUAUUAUGAUAGUGUAGAUACCGUUGACGAAGCCAUCAAGAUAGCUACCGAUGUGAAAUUGAUCCAUUCUCGUAGAGGAUUUCACAUCAGAAAUUGGGUGUCGAAUACUCCAAAUUUCCUGGAAGCGAUGGGAGAACAGCCGAUAACCUCUACUGUGCGCUUUCAUCAAGACAAGGAAACGUUGACUGAACGCGUCCUUGGAAUAGUCUGGAACCCAGUGGAUGAUGUUCUUUCUUUUUCCACGGCUACACGUCCUGAAUAUCAUUUAAUGCUUCAUGGGGAUUCUGUUCCUUCCAAAAGGAUCGUUUUGAGCUCAGUAAUGUCAAUGUUUGACCCCCUUGGGCUAUUAUCACCAUUCACGGUGUAUGGACGAAUAUUGAUACAAGACUUGUGGAGAACUGGCUGCAGCUGGGACGAGCCCAUCGAUGGUCAGUCGUUCGAAAAAUGGACUCGAUGGACGAAAGCACUUCCGAGUAUCGAGGCCAUUCGCAUACCCCGGAGCUACUUCGGGCAAGCAAGUUCGGCGGACAUUCAAGACCUUCAACUCCACAUCAUUACUGAUGCCAGUAAAGGUGCAUACGGAUGCUCGGCAUAUUUUCGGGCAGUUGUUAACGGAAGGAUACAGUGUGUGUUGGUAUCGAGCCGUGUCAAAGUAGCACCGUUGAAACCAAUGUCUGUGCCAUGGUUGGAACUGCAGGCAGCAGUAUUAGGAGCAAGGUUAGCGGUAGCAGUACGAAGUAAUCACACGUUCAACAUAGCGCAACAGGUUUUCUGGACCGACUCUACAACCGUAUUGUCCUGGAUUACCUCCGACGUACGAAGAUACAAGGAGUUCGUUGGAUUACGGAUCGGCGAGAUGCUGACGCUUUCCAAGCUUUGCGAAUGGCGUUGGGUUCCUACCAGGCUGAACGUGGCGGACCAACUAACAAAGUGGACCCGCGAUCCAAAUUUAAAUUCAGACAGCGAGUGGUUCAUAGGGCCUAAAUUUCUCUAUCGAGAGGAGGAAGACUGGCCAAAACAGAAAAGGUAUGAAUCCACGCAGGAAGAAGCAAAAGUACAUCUACUUGCUCAUGAUAUUCAGCUACUCGCACCGAUCAUCGAUGUUCAUCGAUUUUCGAAAUGGACCGUUUUGGUACGAACUAUGGCUACUGUCUUUAGAUUUGUAUCCAACUGUCGUAGAAAGAUAAACGGAUUGUCGAUCGAAGUGCUAAAAGCUACAGAUAGGCAAGCGAAAACAAUCAAGAAAAACUAUUCGAUAGAACAAUACCCUUUAAAGCAAUUGGAAUACGAGAAGGCGGAACGGAUUCUGAUAAAAGUAGCACAAGCUGAAUCGUUUGGUAACGAGGUGAAGGUAUUGAUGAGGAACGCAAAUGUGUCCGUAGCGGAUAGGCAGCAGAUCGAGAAGUCAAGCUUCCUUUACAAACUGACGCCCCUUAUUGAUGGCGACGGAAUUCUACGGAUGGAAAGUCGCGUGGAACGUGCAGAGUUCCUAUCGUUUAACCCCGCCGUUUUUUGGACAAAAACCAGAAGGCCGCCGUUUAGAGUCCCGAAGAAAGCCGUGGUGUACCGUCCUCGACCAAUACCGGCAUCGUAUCCGCCGAAGGCCAAUCCGUCACCAUAUUGGCAGGUCGAGAGUGCGCGUCUCCGUCCUGAAACUACAACGGACGCCCAAGCCACCCUGAAAGACAUUGGGACGCCAUCGCUAGUCGCCGGCGUUCCUGGAUUAGCCGCCAUUGAAGAACAGGAAGCAGGAAAGGAAGGGAAGGUGUGGUGGAACUGUGGAAGGAAGUAG
Messenger RNA from Armigeres subalbatus, 4707 nucleotides. RefSeq lists its product as uncharacterized. The transcript has 5 exons. The coding region runs from base 1 to 4707 and encodes 1568 amino acids. NCBI's taxonomy places the organism in Eukaryota, Metazoa, Arthropoda, Insecta, Diptera, Culicidae. The record is from RefSeq and is a predicted model, not a curated record.